Molecule: messenger RNA, 1618 nt
Organism: Neurospora crassa OR74A
Lineage: Eukaryota; Fungi; Ascomycota; Sordariomycetes; Sordariales; Sordariaceae
Gene: cmd
Product: calmodulin A
Exons: 6
Coding region: 332-781 (149 amino acids)
Biological process (GO): spindle pole body organization
Cellular component (GO): central plaque of spindle pole body
Molecular function (GO): enzyme regulator activity; calcium ion binding
Source: RefSeq, a predicted model, not a curated record
GCCGGGAUGGGCUCCAGGGCAUCUUUAGUUUUAGUCUCAUUUUAGCGAGUGUGUUACAGUUAGGUAGGGAGGGACCCCGCCCCGCCUCCCUCCACUCCAUGCUUCGCAAUCGGCGGCCCAGCUGCUCAUUUAAGGAACGUCGAACUAGGAGAACGGGGACUUGGACCUACCUGGUAGGUAGCCAACGGGUCUCGUUCGUUUCUACUGGGGGACCUCCAUAUCUACCACUUCCAAACCAGAACACCUUCGAAAUCCUCCUUCGAACACAUCCAACUAUCUCACACGCUCGCUCUCCCCAGACCCUCUAUCCACCCCUUAAUACUAUAUCAAGAUGGCGGACUCCCUUACUGAAGAGCAGGUCUCUGAGUUCAAGGAGGCCUUCUCCCUUUUUGACAAGGACGGUGAUGGCCAAAUCACCACCAAGGAGCUCGGUACCGUCAUGCGCUCGUUGGGCCAGAACCCCUCCGAGUCUGAGCUUCAGGACAUGAUCAACGAGGUCGAUGCCGACAACAACGGCACCAUUGACUUCCCUGAGUUCCUUACCAUGAUGGCCAGAAAGAUGAAGGAUACCGACUCCGAGGAGGAGAUCCGUGAGGCCUUCAAGGUGUUCGAUCGCGACAACAACGGCUUCAUCUCCGCUGCCGAGCUCCGUCACGUCAUGACCUCCAUCGGCGAGAAGCUCACUGAUGACGAGGUUGAUGAGAUGAUCCGUGAGGCCGACCAGGACGGCGAUGGGCGUAUCGACUACAACGAGUUCGUCCAGCUCAUGAUGCAGAAGUAAACGGCUUUCUCCUAUAUUCCAACUCUACACGAAGACAGGUUUUAGCGUUCUCUUUGAAUACCACUAUUAGUUGAUAUGCCUCCAUUCGGAUGUGAAGGGAUCGCUUUGUUUCCCACGCUUGGUAUGUUAUGCAAGGAUCACCUGUGUUCUCGUGGUUGCGCGUUAUGCUGGACUGUUACCUCUCCUCCUGCCUCAAACCACCGAGUUCGGGAAGCAAUGGGGUGAAGUUGACAUGGAUUGACGCUAGCACCUCAAGUUUCUCUCCGUUUGACUUUGUGUCCGUGGCGGUUCGUCUCCAAAGCAGUUAUCAAUCAAAUCUUACUCCGCCUUUGCUAGUGAGGAGCCAUUACCCACGGUGUUGUCUCCCAAGUGGAAGCUGUACCACAUGAGCAAAGGAGCACUUCCGUCCGGAGGUUCAGAUGAAACCCUACUGUUUGCUACAUAAACUUUUCAAAUGCACAGCUGCUGAGUUCACGUCAUCAGGGACCACCAGCAAGACCGGAGACCUGUCAACGAGUGGGGAUGACCUGCAGGAUGAUUGUGGCAGUGUUGCCUAGCGACAUCAACCAUCAAGCCCAGGCCGAAUAUGUGGAUAUCAUCAGCCCUAUAGGGAUUUCCAUAUCGUACACAUCCGUACGGCACAGCAUCUAGAAAAUCAACUCAUCUCCCGAUCACCGUUGAUGUAUGGAGGAUCAGGUCAUUGUCGGUCAGUGAUGGCUGUAGGUUGCGCUGAGGCUGUUUGCUGCUUGUGAUGCCCUCGUCAAUUUCAUCAGUAUUGUGACCAUAGAUGAACCGCAUGUUCCCCAAAACUGAAGCUCGAUGAUACAGUAUUCGCAC